Molecule: messenger RNA, 1269 nt
Organism: Lecanosticta acicola
Lineage: Eukaryota; Fungi; Ascomycota; Dothideomycetes; Mycosphaerellales; Mycosphaerellaceae
Source: the annotation of a GenBank genome assembly
AUGGAUCCGCAACUACUGCUGUUCCGAAGGCAGUACUUGCAACUAUUUGAACCAGACUUUUUAGCAUGGCCUCCAAAGCAGCUAUUGCGGGAUGCUGAAGUCCAAUCGUGGCUGUAUUCGAAUCUAUUCGACAGCGAGAAGCACACAAUGCUCCCGCUCGAGCGCUAUCAGCUUCGGGUGCUCAAACCGUUGCUCAGUAAGAUUGAGCAAGCCAAUGAAGACCCCGAAGAGGAUGUAGGUAUUUCUUCAUCUGCUCCGACUAUCUCAUUCGCCUUCAGCCGCCCACUGCCACUUCUUCAUCCUCUGUUCUGAUUGCUUCUUGCUUGUCAGGAAAUCUCUGACGACCUCAUGUCUCGUCUCUCUUCUCUCAUGUCCGCCGAACUCCCUGCAGAAAGCACAGCAGUGCAGCAGAAAUCCUAUGUGACUUUUACAUGCCUUCCAUCACCGGCAGAGGGAGGAGAAGAAUUCGCCAAAGAACCUACCAUCACACUUCUAGAGCGUCGUCAUCUCAUCUCCGGCUCUCUGACUACUGGAUUUCGGACGUGGGAGGCAGCAUUGCAUCUCGGAUCGUAUUUCCUGAGUGCCGCUGGUCAAGACCUGAUACGGGACAACAGCAUCCUGGAACUCGGAGCCGGGACUGGCUUUCUCUCGAUAUUGGCCGCGAAACAUCUGCAUGCAAGGCACGUAACAACAACGGAUGGCGAUGAAGGCGUCGUUGAAGCGCUACGGGAGAAUCUCUUUCUCAAUGGCUUGGAUGACGGCCAGAGAGUCAACACAAGUAUAUUGAGAUGGGGCCAUGGCUUGAAGGGAACCUGGGUGGAGGAAGACUGCGAAUCUCAUCCCUAUGAUCUCGUAAUUGGAGCCGAUAUCGCAAGUCUCGCGUGUGAUAUACAGUCACGAUCUACGCUGAUGCUUCUCGCAGACGUACGAGAAAACCGCAAUCUCAGCGCUCGUGGCCACUCUGCGAUUCCUCUUCGAACUGCGGCCUAACGUAAAAGUCUUGAUCUCUGGCGCUGUACGCAACGCCGACACAUUCGAAACCUUCAGGAAUGCUUGCUGUGAGUGUGCAGACUGUCCUGAUCUUGAUCUCGCCUUUUCACUGAAUUGCAUUCGCUAGUCCGCAACGAAUUCCAAGUCAUUGAGCAGGACUUCAAGCCGAAACCGAUGCGCGAGCAGACCUCGCUCUUCUGUGCCACCGCUGUGCCUCUGAAAAUUGUGUGUAUCCAGCAGGGUGCGCGUGAGACUGCGAACGUACCCGAGAAGCCUUGA